AUGGGCGUUGAUGCGCAACUGGUGGGCAAUGCGCUAUUGCUGGCGCUGAUGUUUGAUGCGUUGAGUGAUCCGCUUAUCGGCUACUUCUCUGACAACUUCCAUUCCCGCUGGGGCAGACGUCAUCCCUUUAUGUACUUCGCUGCCGUACCAGUCGCUGUUUCUUACUACUUUUUGUGGAAUCCGCCCGCUGAACUGGCAGGCAAUGAGCUGUUUCCCUAUAUCGUUGUGAUGGCUGUUUUUAUACGUACCCUGAUAACACUCUACGAGAUUCCGAGUUCUGCACUGGUUGCGGAAAUGACCACGGACUAUGACGAGCGUACCAGCAUGCUCAGCUACAGAUACUUCUUUGGCUGGUCUGGCGGCACGCUGAUGAGCUUUUUUGCACUGACGUUCCUGCUUGUGCCAACCGCGGCGACCAGCAACGGCAUGUUCAACGUCGAAGGUUAUGGGCAGAUGGGCCUGGUGGCGGCGAGCGUGAUGUUUUUUGCCAUCAUGGUGUCCGCGUUAGGCACGCACCGAUUUAUUCCGCACCUGAAUGCACCGCCGCCGAAAGAAAAGAUGACCAUUAAGCGUAUUUACAGUGAUUUGUGGGCCACACUGGCUAAUCGAUCGUUUCUCUCACUGUUUCUGGCCGCGUUGUUUGGUGCCGUCGCGACCGGGCUGGCCGCGGGUUUGUCGUUUUACCUGAAUACGUUUUUCUGGGAAUUCACCAGUGCCCAACAGGGCAUUAUUGCCAUUUCCGUAGUGUUGUCCGCGGUCAUCGGAUUUCUGGUAGCACCGUAUGUGUCUCGAACCAUGGGCAAGAAGCGCGGCACCAUCAUUAUAGGUAUUCUGGCAUUCAGUAUUUCACCCAUGCCUGUACUGCUGCGCCUGUUUGAUCUGAUGCCCGCCAAUGGCGAUGCCCUGUUAUUCCCCGUGAUUCUGGUGGUGACGAUUGUUGAUGUGGGGCUGAUUAUUACCUUCCAGACAUUGAUGGCAUCGAUGAUUGCCGAUCUUGUCGAGGCCAGUGAAGUGAAAACCAAACGUCGCUCAGAAGGGGUGUUCUUUUCCGCAAUCAGUUUCACCAGGAAAAUGGUGCAAGGUGUGGGUGUGGUUGUUGCCACGUUCAUCCUGACGCUGGCAGAGAUUCAGCCGGGUGCAACGCCGGAUGAAGUCAGUGCCGAGUCGCUGUUCAAGCUAGGUGCUUACUAUGCACCAACAAUCUUUUUCGUCUGGAUGAUUAUGAUCGGUUUCAUCACGUUGUAUCGUAUUGACCGCAAGACACACGUCGAUAACCUGAAAGAGUUAGGACGUGCCUGA
Symbiodinium pilosum is the source of this 1299-nucleotide messenger RNA. NCBI's taxonomy places the organism in Eukaryota, Dinophyceae, Suessiales, Symbiodiniaceae. The record is from the annotation of a GenBank genome assembly.